CAAUAACUUGCCACACAGACUAGCUGGUACUUGAUAGCUGCUGGCAACGAUCUCAGUAUAUUUGAAUUCCACUUGUUGCAAUGGCAUUAACGGCUGACGAAGUGCUCGCAAAAAUUGGCAGCUUCGGCCGUUAUCAAUUUCGUCUGCUAAUCUUCGCCAACGUGCUGGGUUUCUUUUGGCUUGCAUGGCCGAUGCUCAUAACAACGUUCAUAACCGCUGAGCCCGGUUGGCGUUGCGUUACAAACAGCACCGAGUGUCAGACGGAUGGAAUUGUUUACCCGGGGGACGGAAACUACAAUCUGAGGUGCAACAUGUCGAGAGAAGCCUGGGAAUUUGUUGACGAAUAUACAUCAGUUGUCACACAGUUUGAUCUGGUGUGUGACAAAGCAAUCUAUGGAACAGUGUCUUCCUCUUUGCUCUUCCUUGGAUCUCUGAUGGGCGCCGCCACGACCAGCACUUUAUCAGACAAAUUCGGCCGGAGAACCAUCAUGUUUACAGUUGGAUUUCUAAUUUCAUUAUUCAGUUUGCUGUCAGCUUUCCCAAACUCCUAUUGGCUUUUCACUCUUUUUCGCUUUAUUGUUGGAUUCAAUCUAGGUGGAACAAAUUGUAUCUAUAUCCUUAUCUCCGAGUUUGUGGGCGUUCGCCACAGAGCCAUGAUGGGAACAUCUCUUUGGUAUUCUUGGACCAUUUCUUUGAUGGCUUUGGCGGGAAUUGCGUACCUCAUACCAGACUGGAGACUGCUGUGCAUCAUCACAGGGGCACCAGCAAUCCCUCUUGUACUUGGCUUCUUGAUUUCUCCAGAAUCCCUUCGCUGGCUGAUCGUGAAAGGGAAAACUAAGAAGGCUGUGGAUCUCUGCAUGAGCAUUUCCCGAGUCAACCGCAAAAAAGUUUCAAUGGAGGAAAUCCAGCUUGAAGAAAUACGUGAAGAAAGAAUGGGAGACGUGCGGGACUUGUUUGGUUCACGCAAGAUGGCUGUUAAGACGCUGAUCACGUGGUAUUGUUGGUUUGCUAAUUCCAUGGUGUAUUACGGUGUUUACAUGAUCACACCUUACAUUGGCGGCAGUGUGCACUUUAAUUUCUUCCUAGCCAGUGUCAUCGAACUUCCAGCAAUCCCGGCGGGCAUUUGGAUUUACAACAAAUUUGGACGCAAAAAGGGUGUUAUCAUUCCCAUGAUUCUUACAGCUAUGGGUGCUGCCCUCUCCGUUCUCUUGACAACAGAUGAAGAAUCCAACAAGGGACUUUUUGUAGGUAAAAUCAUUAUGUCGCUGAUUUGGGCGAAGUUCUGGAUAAUGAUAUCUUACGAUGGUCUUUUUGUGUAUACAGCAGAGCUUUUUCCUACAGCUAUAAGAAACAUCGCCAUGGGAACGUCAGAAGCAGCGGCUGGUAUUGGAUCAUUUAGUUCUCCAUAUAUCAUCUACACGGAACGAAUCCAUCCAAUCUUACCGUAUGGGAUCAUGGGAUUGAACGCUUUGGUGGCAGCAUUACUUAGCAUGUUUCUGGACGAGACUCGUUACCAGCCCACGCUGGAGACCGUGGAGAGGUCUGAGAAGAAUUCUGAGAAAGAUGUCGACUCUUCGUAAGCCACCGCAUUGUGGCCACAUAAUCCUGAAGGAUGAACUCUAUUUAUUUUUACGCUACAGUGCAAUCUUCAAUUGAGUGUCGAAAUUAAUCCAGGAUUGCAUUGGUUUUCUUUUACUUCGUUCUGUGAUUGGUCCAGAAAACUCACGCCAUCUAUCAAUCAAUUCGAUGUUAGACUAAAACCAAUCACAACGUGAUCGCGGCUGUUUUCACGCGCUUUGGUCGGUUUGCUUGUUUUUACCUCGAGUUCUCAUUGGCUCUUAAAAGUAUUUUCCUCUCCUUUAAUUGGCCAUUGGCAUUACAUUGGUUUUGGUUUUACGGCACUCAAUCGAUAAACCCUGUAUCUGACAGAGGUGAAUAACGUGUGCGCAUGCGUUAAGUUUUGGCGCGGGAAAACGGAUUUUGAGUCGUACGCACUGUUUAUUUUCUAUUCCGUUACCUCGAGGCGUUGUUUUCCUUGCCGCUUUUCUUUUGGAGAACAACUUCCAAAUACUUUGUACACCCCCUAAAUAUUUUCGAAAAUUAAUUUACUCCUUAGAAACUUUGGAAAUAGUGAAAUGCCUUCGAAAGCAACAAAAUGCCUGGGUUUUAAAUGCGAGCUCCUUUCAGCUCCUUAUUAUUUUAGCAAAUUUCGCUAAAUUUUAAACCUCAUACGCUUGAGCCCGCGUUGUUGACCGUAUACCUUUGACAUUAUUCAGCUCUGUCCCUCUAUCUAUUGUUCGAAUAUAAAACUGCGCGAUAUAUACUAACGUAAUAGUCGGAUGGAAAGAAACCCUAAAAUUGCACGUGAUACUAACGUAACAAUCCAAUGGUGAAGAAUCCUAAAAGUGCAAGUGAUUCGAAGGUAACAACAGAAUGUAAGUAAAUCUUAAAAAAGGCGAGAUACUAACGUAACUUUCAGAUGAAAGAGAAUACCAAAAGUGUGCGAGAUACUAAUGUAACAAUCCAAUGAAAGAGAAUCCUAAAAGUGCGCGCGAUACUAAAAUAACAAUCUAAAAGAAGUGAAUCUUUUUGGUGCACGCGAUACUAACCUAACAAUUGAAUGUAAGUCAAUCCUAAAAUGCGCGAGAUCACUACCGUAACUUUUGAAAGGAAUAUCUUAAAAGUGCACGACAUACUUACGCACAAAUGUAGUGACUGGAGGGAAUCCUAAAAAUGCUCGAAAUAUUAACCUUACAACCAGGUGGAGAGAAUCCAAAAUCAACAAAUAGCGCUAGAUACCAACCUAACAAUUGGAUGAAAUAGAAUCCUGAAAGUGCACGAGAUACUAACAUAACAAUCCAGUGGAAAAGAGUCCUAAAAGCGCGGAGAUACUAACGUAACAGUCCAAUGGAAAAGGAACCUUAGUAACUCGGUUUAAAAUCGUACGUUACACGAACGUAACGAUCCAACGAAAACGAAUCCUAUAGGUAUUAAUACCAGAUACUAAUAUAACAAUCUAAUGAAAGAGACAGACAUACGGACGGAGAGACACACCGACAAACGGACGGACAUGUCGAUGAACGAACGAACGGAUGGAUGGAUAAAUAAAUAGAUUGAUGGAUACAUGGAAGAGUAAAUGAAAAACAAAUGAAAGAGAAUAAAUAAAUAAAUAA
Messenger RNA from Stylophora pistillata, 3173 nucleotides. RefSeq names its product organic cation transporter protein. Lineage: Eukaryota; Metazoa; Cnidaria; Anthozoa; Scleractinia; Pocilloporidae. Gene Ontology annotation, molecular function: transmembrane transporter activity. Gene Ontology annotation, cellular component: membrane. The record is from RefSeq and is a predicted model, not a curated record. Gene Ontology annotation, biological process: transmembrane transport.